Molecule: messenger RNA, 2885 nt
Organism: Momordica charantia (bitter melon)
Lineage: Eukaryota; Viridiplantae; Streptophyta; Magnoliopsida; Cucurbitales; Cucurbitaceae
Gene: DEX1
Product: defective in exine formation protein (DEX1)
Molecular function (GO): protein binding
Source: RefSeq, a predicted model, not a curated record
AUGAAAUUCUCCGUAAUCUCAGCUCUUCUGGUUUGUCUAAUUCUAUUUGCUCGGUCGAAAUGCAUUCACGGCGAGGAGGCCAAGAAAAACAAAUUUCGUGAACGAGAAGCCACCGAUGAUGCCCUUGGAUACCCUGAGAUAGACGAGGAUGCUUUGUUGAACACACAAUGUCCAAGGAAUUUGGAGCUAAGAUGGCAAACGGAAGUGAGUUCUAGCAUAUAUGCUACCCCCUUGAUCGCUGAUAUUAACAGUGAUGGGAAACUUGAGAUAGUGGUUCCAUCUUUCGUUCACUACCUUGAAGUCCUAGAAGGUUCUGAUGGAGACAAAAUGCCAGGCUGGCCUGCUUUUCAUCAGUCAACUGUGCAUGCUAGUCCCGUUCUAUAUGAUAUCGACAAAGAUGGUGUAAGGGAAAUAGCUUUGGCGACAUACAAUGGGGAAGUGCUCUUUUUCAGGGUGUCGGGAUAUAUGAUGACAGAUAAGUUGGAGAUACCUCGUCGUCGCGUUCGUAAGAAUUGGCAUGUGAGUCUUAAUCCUGAUCCAGUUGACCGUUCUCAUCCAGACGUUCAUGAUGACCAACUUGUCGUAGAAGCAGCCAAGACUAAAUCAAUGUCUCAAACAAGUGAAGGUGUUCCAGAGUUAAACCGUACUACUGAGAUCACGAUGAAUGGAACUGCGAAUGAACUUAAUAAUUCAGCUACCAUAUCAACACAAAUGCUGAACAUUUCAAAUACUGUGAAUACCAGCAAGGGGAAUGACAGCAAAGUUGAACCAGAUAUUGUCCUGCCUACAAGCAUGGCCAAUACUUCUAUGAAUCUUACAACUGGAAUACUCGAUGGGACAAAUGGAACUGGCACUAGUAGACGACUUUUGGAAGAUAUUGACUCUAAACAAUCUCAAGAAUAUGGUUCAAGGUCCAAGGUCAAUGGUAGUGGAGAUGCUCACGUUGCAACCGUUGAAAAUGAUGAAGCUUUGGAAGCAGAUGCUGAUUCAUCAUUUGAUAUAUUCCGUGAAAAAGAUGAGCUGGCUGACGAGUAUAAUUAUGACUAUGAUGAUUAUGUUGAUGAAUCCAUGUGGGGAGAUGAGGAGUGGACUGAAGUCAAGCAUGAAAAAGUGGAGGAAUAUGUGGAUAUUGAUGCACAUCUAUUGUGCACUCCUGUCAUAGCUGACAUCGACAAUGAUGGGGUAUCUGAAAUGAUUGUAGCUGUUUCAUACUUUUUUGAUACUGAGUACUAUGACAACCCAGAGCACAAGAAAGAAUUGGGUGAUCUUGAUAUUGGGAAAUAUGUAGCUGGUGCCAUUGUUGUUUUCAAUCUGGACUCAAAACAAGUAAAGUGGACAGCUGAACUAGACUUGAGCACAGAUUCUGCAAACUUUCGUGCUUAUAUAUAUUCCUCACCUACUGUCAUUGAUUUGGAUGGUGAUGGGAAUUUGGAUAUUCUUGUUGGAACUUCCUAUGGCUUGUUCUACGUCUUGGAUCAUCAUGGCAAGGUGAGAGAGAAGUUUCCUCUUGAAAUGGCUGAAAUUCAGGGAGCAGUUGUUGCAGCUGAUAUCAAUGAUGAUGGAAAAAUUGAACUUGUGACUACUGAUACACAUGGAAAUGUUGCUGCCUGGACUGCUCAAGGUCAAGAAAUUUGGGAAACGAAUCUUAAGAGCCUUGUACCGCAGGGUCCAUCCAUUGGCGAUGUUGAUGGGGAUGGUUAUACCGAUGUUGUGGUACCGACGGUGUCAGGAAAUAUAUAUGUUCUCAGCGGCAAGGAUGGGUCAUUUGUUCGUCCUUACCCCUAUAGAACUCAUGGAAGAGUGAUGAAUCAAGUUCUUCUCGUUGAUUUGAACAAACGCGAUGACAAAAAGAAGGGGCUUACUCUAGUCACAUCAUCAUUCGAUGGGUAUCUGUAUCUUAUAGAUGGACCUACAUCAUGUGCUGAUGUUAUUGACAUUGGCGAGACUUCAUAUAGCAUGGUCCUGGCUGACAAUGUUGAUGGUGGAGAUGACCUUGAUCUUAUUGUCACAACCAUGAAUGGAAAUGUUUUCUGCUUUUCAACCCCUGCUCCUCAUCAUCCUCUCAAGGCAUGGAGAUCACCCAAUCAAGGAAGAAACAACGUUGCAAUCCGGGACAACCGUGAAGGUGUUUUCAUUUCACAUUCAUCUAGAGCUUUCCGUGAUGAGGAAGGCAAGAACUUCUGGGUGGAGAUGGAGAUUGUAGAUCGUUAUAGAAACCCAUCCGGGAAUCAAGCACCAUAUAAUGUCACCACAACCUUGAUGGUUCCUGGCAAUUACCAGGGGGAGAGAAAAAUAAUACAAAACCAGAUCUUCAAAGAACCAGGAAAUCAUCGGAUAAAACUUCCAACUGUCAGUGUUCGGACCACAGGCACUGUUUUGGUGGAGAUGGUUGACAAAAAUGGACUCUAUUUUUCGGAUGAGUUCUCCCUCACAUUCCACAUGUAUUAUUAUAAGCUCCUGAAGUGGCUUCUUGUCCUCCCGAUGCUCGGAAUGUUCGGUGUGCUCAUCAUCUUUCGCCCACAAGAGCCCGUGCCAUUACCAUCAUUCUCCCGGAACACUAACCUAUGAUCAUAGCCCCAUAUAAAAUGCUGAGCUGAGGCACAUUCAAGUCAACGAACAAGGUAUCUCUGACCGAGAGCUGGACUAUGCGCGAUCUUUUGUUAUACUUGUUUAGAGUUGGUUGUUCAUCUAAUCUACAGACAUGUUGAACCCGAGUCGAAUCGAAAUUUUUGAUGAUGAUGGAGUAGUGGGGUUUCCGGUGAACAUAUCUGAAAAAGCUAGACACUCAGAAAGUGUUGCAAAAUCACAUCGUUUUCGAGAUCGAAGGGAUUUUAGUCGAGAUAAAUUGAUAUUUAUAUACAAUUUUAUUCUUUUCCUGUCCUGUG